This is a messenger RNA of Panicum virgatum (switchgrass), 1448 nucleotides long. RefSeq names its product cytosolic sulfotransferase 5-like. The coding region runs from base 190 to 1239 and encodes 349 amino acids. Gene Ontology annotation, biological process: sulfation. Gene Ontology annotation, molecular function: sulfotransferase activity. Lineage: Eukaryota; Viridiplantae; Streptophyta; Magnoliopsida; Poales; Poaceae. The transcript has a single exon. Gene Ontology annotation, cellular component: cytoplasm. The record is from RefSeq and is a predicted model, not a curated record.
GGGGGCAAGGCUAACUCUCUAAAAUAUACCCCAGACUACUGGAGUAGUAUCGCUCCGCCAAAUGACCUGGUCCUGGAGCUGGAGAUUAUUGGAGUUGCCAUUGCUUUAUCUGCCAUUGAGCUUUCCAGCCGUGGCCAGUUGGCCACUCCACCUUGCAUUGGUUUUCCAGCACAGCUCUCUCAUAGUCUCAUGGCGACUAGCGCCGGAUUAAGUGCUCGAGUGGGCCCCGUCCCGUUCAAGGACGUCGAGGACGCCGGAGACAUGGUCACCGCCGUGCCGGAGAGGCCCUCGGAAGAGCAUGUCGGCCUGGUCUCCGCCCUACCAUGCUGUACGGUCGCCGGGAUGUCCAACAUGAAGCUCCGCUGCUAUCAGGGGUUCUGGAUGCAGGAGGGCUUGGUCCCGGCGGCCGCCGCCCUCCAGCGCCGCUUCGAGCCCCGCCCCAGCGACGUCAUCGUGGCCAGCCUGCCCAAGUGCGGCACCACAUGGCUCGUCGCCCUGGCGUUCGCCACACUGGCGCGCCGCGCGUACCCGCCCGGUGCCGCCGACCACCCGCUCCGCCGCCUCAACCCGCACCAGUGCCUCCCGUUCCUGGAGGGGCUGUUCGCCGGCGGCCGGGAGGGCAAGCUCGAUGCGCUCCCGUCCCCGCGCCUCAUGAACACGCACAUGCCGCUCGCCAUGAUCCCGGGAGCCGUGCCGGCCGACGGCGCCGGUGGCGGCUGCAGGGUCGUGUACAUCUGCAGGGAGCCCAAGGACAUGGUCGUCUCCCAGUGGCACUACUUUCGGCGAGUGUACCCGGACCUGGCGUUCGGCGAGGCCGUCGACAUGGCCUGCGACGGCACCAUGCCGUGGGGGCCGUUCUGGGACCACGUUCUCGGCUACUGGCGCGCCAGCGCGGCAAGGCCGGAGAGCGUGCUCUUCCUACGGUACGAGGAGCUCCUGCGCGACCCCGCCGGGAACGUCCGGAGGCUGGCGCGGUUCGUCGGGCUGCCGUUCUCCGCGGCGGAGGAGGAGGACGGCGUCGUCCGCGGCAUCGUCGAGCUGUGCAGCCUCGACAGCCUGAGGGGCAUGGAGGCGAACAAGGCCGGCUACGUGGACCCGCGCAUCAAGUUCCCACGCGAAGCGCUCUUCAGGAAGGGCGUGGCCGACGACUGGAAGAGCCACAUGACGCCGGAGAUGGCGCGCCGGAUGGACGGCGUCGCCGCCGACAAGCUUCGCGCCACUGGACUCGCGUUCCCGUGAAUGCGUGUGCUGCGAUUCCAUCGCGUGCGUGAACGCAUGAUCUAUCGAUCAUGCCAUUACACGCCACUCUGAUCGAGCUAGCCGUAAGUCUGUCUGUGUGAUUGGACAAGCCUUGGCAUGUUACAUCGGUUUUAAUUUCUGAAAUAAUGUCUGCAUCUUUUAUGUAUGUGGUCACAAUAAAGCCAAGUUGGAGAAAAUUCUUGAUUGCU